Drosophila subobscura is the source of this 1710-nucleotide messenger RNA. RefSeq names its product adenosine deaminase 2 (gene Adgf-C). Gene Ontology annotation, biological process: inosine biosynthetic process; adenosine catabolic process. Gene Ontology annotation, molecular function: adenosine deaminase activity. The record is from RefSeq and is a predicted model, not a curated record. NCBI's taxonomy places the organism in Eukaryota, Metazoa, Arthropoda, Insecta, Diptera, Drosophilidae. The transcript has 9 exons. Bases 161 to 1681 code for a protein of 506 amino acids.
UCUCUCAGUUCUCAACGUUCACUGCGAACGAACGGGCGUGUGGCGCGGCGAAAGAAAAAGAAAGUCCUGACAUAGAAAUCUAAAGCCGCUAAAGCAAACAAAGUCAACGUGUUCGAUUUGAGUCAACAAAUCGUGAAAGCUUACAGAGUCCUGUCACAUAAUGAAGCGAAUUUCGUUGCUGCUGCUGUUGCCGCACCUGCUGUCGGUUCAAGCGCAAAGCCAACUGAGCUACGAGCAGGCACGUCAGGCAGUGCUCACGGCGGAGGAGGAGCUCAUGACUGGCGGCCACACAUACCUCAGCACGCAGGAGGCCAAGGCGGAUGACAGCUUCAUGCAGUACAAGCUGGGGGAGCUGGCGCAGGGUUUCCGCAAUGCCGAACAGAAUGCCGCUGCCAUGCACUUCUUCAAGGCCAAGCCGCUGAUCGAUCGCAGCGGCGUCUUCCGCUUUCUGCAGAAGAUGCCCAAGGGCGCGGUGCUCCACCUGCACAACUCUGCCUCGGUCAGCUCCAAGUGGGUGGUGAAGAACAUGUCCUACAUGCCCGGGAUGCUGCGCUGCACCACGAGCACGGGUCGCAGUGUGCUCACCUUUCGACGCACACCCAAGGAGCACGAGUGCCAGUCGGGGUACGUGCGCGUGGCCGAUGAGCGGCGAAGUUCCAUUGAUCCGCUGGUCUACGAUCAGAAUUUUGAGCGUCUCAUCAAUCUGUAUACCCCCGUGCCAGAGCUGGAGUAUCCAACGAUCACCAAGGUCUGGGAUCGCUUUCAGAACAUGUUCAGAACUUUUGGGGAUGCCAUUAAUUAUUUGCCAGCCUUUCGCGCCUACCACUGGCAAAUGCUCGAGGAGCUGUACAACGAUAAUGUGAUGUACGCGGAGAUUCGCAGCAGCUUUACGCCGCAGCUUUACGAUGCCAGUGGAAGGACCUUCUCGCGGGAGCGCACCAUUCAAGAGUUUUAUGCACUAAAUGAGAAAUUUGUGCGCCUUCAUCCGGACUUUCUGGGCAUCAAACUCAUCUACGCCGUCUAUCGUGGCCAUGACGUGGAUAAAAUUGGCGAGCUUGUUGAGGAUUUUCGGCAACUGCAUAAAGCCUUUCCCAACUUUGUUGUGGGCUUCGAUCUGGUGGGACAGGAGGACAAGGGCAAGCCGCUGUAUGCGCUGUUGCCUGCCCUGAAGGAUCUGCCACCCACAGCGCACUUUUUUCUGCACGCAGGCGAGACGAAUUGGUUUGGCGCCUCCACGGACAUCAAUCUGCUCGAUGCGCUGCUGCUCAACAGCACCCGCAUCGGACAUGGCUAUGCGCUGGCCAAGCACCCGAUACUCCUCAAUGCGGUGAAGACUCGCCAGAUAGCCAUCGAAGUGAGUCCCAUCUCGAAUCAGGUGCUGCACUUGCUGUGGGACAUGCGCAACCAUCCGGCUGCCCAGUACCUGGCGCUGGAUGUGCCGCUGGUCAUCUGCAACGAUGAUCCGGGCUUCUGGAAUGCCAAGGCUUUGAGCUACGAUUUUUACUAUGCCAUCAUGAGUCUGGCACCCAACAACGCUGGACUGCGUGUGCUGAAGACUCUGGUGUGGAAUUCGGUGCGUUACUCGCUGCUCACGGAGGAGGAACAGAAGAGAGCCUAUCAAAUCCUAGAGCUGACUUGGUCGCGUUUCAUAGACAAAGUGCUGCAGGGCAGCGUUUUCUAAUGGCAGAACUAUUUUUGCAUUAAAACUUC